GCCGUGACGCAGAACGUGCGCGCCUCGGCGACGCGGCUUCGGGAUGCAGCGGGCGGCGCUCGGUGUGUUCGGGGCCCGGCCGGGGCAGCUGGGCUCCUGGCCCCUGGCCCGGCUGUUCCAUGCCGGCCUGCAGCUGUUGGCGACAAAUAAGGAGCUCCUGCUGCGACUUCGGAAGAAAACGGGCUACUCCUUCGUGAACUGCAAGAAAGCCUUGGAGACAUUUGGCAACGACUUUGAGCAGGCUGAAGUCUGGCUCCACAAGCAAGCUCAGAAGGAAGGAUGGAGCAAAGCGUCCAAGCUGCAGGGCAGGAAGGCGAAAGAAGGGCUCAUUGGAGUGCUGCAGGAAGGGAAUAUGGCUGUGAUGGUGGAGGUGAACUGUGAGACAGACUUUGUGGCCAGGAAUGCCAGGUUCCACCAGUUGGUUCAGCAAGUGGCAGUUGGGAUCAUGGUCCACCAUCAGGAUGCUGGGAAACAGCUCACGACAUAUGUCAAGCGCUUUCUGAAGGCGGAGGAUCUUUCCCAGCUCAGAACCGUGCCUGAAGGCAGGCUUCUGAGUGACCAGGUGGCCCUGGCUAUAGGGAAGCUGGGCGAGAACAUGGUGCUAAGGCGAGCUGCCUGGGUGGCCGUGCCCGCUGGUUGCUACAUCGGCUCCUAUGUCCAUGGGAGUCUUCCGACAGGUGCUCCCUCCCUGAUCAAGGUGGCCCUGGGCAAAUACGGUGCCUUGGUGAUCUGUGAGGCUUUGGCCGAUAGCCUGGGCACCAGCCUGGUGGAUGUGGGCCGGAAGCUGGGGCAGCAUGUUGUGGGCAUGGCACCUCUGUCCUUGGGGACCCUGGACGACGAGCCUGGAGGUGACACAGAGACGAAGAUGCUGGCUCAGUCCUUCCUGCUGGACCCUAACCUCAGCCUGGGCCAGUACGUGCAGCACCAUGGCAUAUCUGUGCUGGACUUUGUGCGUUUCGAAUGUGGGGAAGAUAUUGAGCUGCCGGGAGCCCAGGAGUCUCAGGAAGAGGAUGGAAUGCCUCUCCUUGCUUCACCCCCGGCCUAGGGGGUUUAAGGCUGGCUCAGGGCCUGCUCCCUCAUGGGAGGUCUGGCCAAGGGACAUUGCAAGGUCCAAGGGGGGGGGGGGUCUCUGCAGAGCCAGUCUGUGGGAUUGUGCAGCUGCUGGCAACAAAGCAAGCACCAGUAAAUAGGUGUUUGGUAUAAUGCAGGU
Molecule: messenger RNA, 1210 nt
Organism: Gavialis gangeticus (Gharial)
Lineage: Eukaryota; Metazoa; Chordata; Crocodylia; Gavialidae
Gene: TSFM
Product: Ts translation elongation factor, mitochondrial
Exons: 6
Coding region: 44-1045 (333 amino acids)
Biological process (GO): mitochondrial translational elongation
Cellular component (GO): mitochondrial matrix
Molecular function (GO): protein binding; translation elongation factor activity
Source: RefSeq, a predicted model, not a curated record